Molecule: messenger RNA, 216 nt
Organism: Bipolaris sorokiniana ND90Pr
Lineage: Eukaryota; Fungi; Ascomycota; Dothideomycetes; Pleosporales; Pleosporaceae
Exons: 1
Molecular function (GO): protein binding
Source: RefSeq, a predicted model, not a curated record
CACGAGCAGAUAGUCCAGAUGCUACUCAACGCAGGUGCUGAUGUUAAUGCACAGGGCGGAGAGUAUGGAAAUGCACUGCAAGCAGCUUCAGCUAAAGACCACAAGCAGAUAGUCCAGGUGCUACUCAACACAGGUGCUAAUGUUAAUGCACAGGGCGGAGUGUAUGGAAAUGCACUGCAAGCAGCUUCACGAUGGGGUAACGAGCAGGUAGUCCAG